Molecule: messenger RNA, 189 nt
Organism: Racocetra persica
Lineage: Eukaryota; Fungi; Glomeromycota; Glomeromycetes; Diversisporales; Gigasporaceae
Source: the annotation of a GenBank genome assembly
CGACAAUAACAUUCAAGAUUUAUUUGCUAAUGCUUCAACAUCUUCCAGGUUCUACUUUGAUAAGGUUAGAGUACGUUGCCAACAAAAUAAGCUACCAAAGACUCCUUUAGACAAAUUAAAUAAUUACUUAGAACUUCCUCUAGAAGAAAAUGUUGACCCAUUAAUAUGGUGGAAAACAUACCAAACAAG